Molecule: messenger RNA, 1037 nt
Organism: Cloeon dipterum
Lineage: Eukaryota; Metazoa; Arthropoda; Insecta; Ephemeroptera; Baetidae
Exons: 3
Coding region: 2-715 (237 amino acids)
Cellular component (GO): membrane
Source: RefSeq, a predicted model, not a curated record
GAUGCUCCGCGGGCUGACCUGUUGCCUAGUGCUCUCGCUGGCCGCCUCCGCUGCCGCCUCCACCACCCUCGAGGAGCUCGCCGGCUACGCACCAUGCCUCCGCGCCCCCAGCCCCUGGCCUUGCAUCAAGGAGAAGGCUCUCGCCCUCUUCGACAAGGUCUUGCUGACAGACAAGGUGGAGAUGGCGAACGGGCUUGUAGUUGAGAGGAACCCUGAAGAAAGGUCAUUCCACUUUGACGCCUCCGACGAGCUCAACAUGCCUGAGGAGACGUCAGCGAGGGAAAGACGCUUGGACGAGUUGCUCCUCAAGAGAGUGGUCACUUUCUUCCAGACCAGAAGCGUCACUUUCAACCCCGAGCAAUUCACUGAUGGUCGGCUCUUUAAGAAAAAGAUUAAAAAAUUCGUCAUUCCGCUGCUGCUGAUCAAACUGGGACUGAGUCUGAUGGCGACUAAGGCGCUGGUGAUCGGAAAAAUCGCGCUCGCGCUUACCAUCUUCGUGAUGAUCCGCGACUUUAUUGAAGAGCGCAAAGAGAAGCAGCACGAGACGUUCGAGGUGUAUGCAAAGCACCCAAGCGAUGACGAUUACCAUCGUUAUGACGCGUCCAGCCCCGUCCAAGCGACGGUCAGCGGCUUUUACCCCUCAAAUAAGGGACGUCUUUUUCAGGACGCACAUGACGCCGCCUACCACGCACAGAGGCCGACUACAUCGUCAUGAGACUGCAGCUGCCAUUUUCAUGCUUCAAUUAUAUUUAUUUCUUAAUUUAUUUGUGAAUAAAAGAGAAUGAGUGGAUCAAAAGUCAUGCUCCAUUUUAAUAACUGCAACCCUUUGUACUCUUUUUGGAUAAUUCAUUGAUUUUUUAAUUUAUUGGAUUUGAAAGUUUUAAGCCCAUGUGCUGACAUUAUUGGGAUUUACUGUUUUGCUGCUAGAGUGUGUCCCGUAUUAUAUAAUUGUAUGAUAAUGCACCACUGUGCUUUAAUUGCUAUUUUGAAAUCUUUUUAUUGAAUGUAUUUUAUUGUAUUUGACUAGAGAAAGAAUA